AUCGGCUCAAAAGAGACACACCCACAUACUCACGUCUUUUCCCAAGUCAUCUGUUGCUAGUCAUCUGUUGAAGCGUGAUUGACUGGGAAAAAAAGGCAACCAAAAUUUCUGGAGCUUGCAGAGUCAUUUAGGCUCGUUUCUUCACCAUUCACUCUUUACAUCUCUAUAAUUUUGACUUUGGUCUUAUGGUGAUUGCCCCAAGACGGUACACCAACUAGGACGCACCAUUGAUUACACGCCUAUUUCUUUUGAUUUUUUGGCCCCUUUUUCUCAAGCAGCAUGUCCAACGCCUUAUUGCUACGUCUAUUCACGUCAGAGUUUUUCAACUCUUGGAUCGCUGUGUCGUACCUAUUUCGAUACCCCGAUAAUGUAGGCAUCCAGCAUUAUCUUUGCAGCGAAUUAGAGAAAUUCCCAGCCUCUGAAAUCGAAUUCUUCUUGCCCCAACUCAUACAUUUGUUGAUCACUCGACCCACCGAAUCGGUAGCCCUGGAAUGCUUUUUGGUGGAAAUGUGCGAAAAAUCAACGCACAUGGCAAUCAUGAGUCUGUGGUACCUGCAAGCGUAUUUAUCGGAUCUAUCGAGCAAUCCAGUCAGUCCUUCGUUCGAUCUUUGCAAACGGCUCCUCAACAAGUGUCAAGCCAUUGUGUUCUCUGACGGCAGUCCCGAGGCGUCGGGAAUCAUUGAUCCUGUGGCGGCGGCCAAUGUGGGGUUACCGGCACAAAAAGUACGUGAAAAUGCCAUGCCGGCUCUUGUCGGCAUUGGAGCUAUGCUGGCCGGGAUUGGACAACCGAUCAUGACCAAGCCAGCAGGACGCAUCGCGAUAGCGCAAGGUCGACGCAAUCGUCCUUUGAGUAUCACUUCUUCCAAUGACCCUAUUCUUGCUCGACGGAAUACGUUACCUGGAGCGACACCCGCAGAGGAUCGUGAUAUUCGGCCGAUCGUGCAUUUGGAAUCGUCUGGAAAAGAUUCGUAUUAUUCCGACUCCCAUUCCAUAGGAUCCUUGUCACCGACCCAGUCUUCAUUUCCAUCCCACUUUGACGUCCCUUUACCUUUUCAAUCGGCGUCUCAACCAGAAUUGCCCAUCAUCAAACGACGUUCUUCGCAAUUCAUGACGUUCAACAGUUCACCUUCGCUGGAAGAUUUACAUCGCGGAAAAGCGUUUUCCGUAGGACGAUACCUGAAAAACGCCCAUCAAAAAUUGAACCAGAAAAUGCGACCUACCGCGCGGUUGCCUAGCAAAGCAUUAUCUGUUUUUGAUCCGAAAUUAACAGCGUUGGGCCAAUCGUCUGUGCCUACGAAUUUCGCUCCUUUAUCGCCGGCCAUGUCGCACUGUUCCACGUCGUCAGAAGAUUAUAUCCUGGACGCGCGACGCCACGGAGCACGAAUAUCCACGUCUUUCGAUUCCAACGACAGCGGCUUAAAAUCUGACGUCCAAGACGCGGAUUCAGAUCUGUCCGAUGAGGAUUAUUCGGCGCUCUCGAAAUUAAGCGUCGACCACCGAAAACUGUUGCUUCGAUCCAAUUAUUUUCGUUCCGAAAUGCAGUUUCUUUUGGCCCUGGUGGAUAUUGCUACGCGGCUUGUGAUUGUGCCCAAGGCGGCAAGAAUGAGCGCACUUCACGCCGAACUCACCUUGCUGAACCAUAAUCUGCCGGCCGAAAUAUGUAUUCCUUUAUGGUGUCCUGCUACCGCCGAAAAACCGUACCAUCAUCGUGUAGUGCGUAUCAGCCCGUCAGAUGCCGUGGUGUUAAAUUCAGCUGAAAGAGCUCCCUACCUUUUGAUGAUUGAAGUGUUGGAUGAUGAAUUGAGCUUUGAAGAUGAUUACUCGUCCGCCCUGUACCGCAUGCGACGAAUGAUGAAACGCGAAAAGAAAAAGAGCAGCAGCAAACCCGCUUCGGCACGUACAUCUCUCACACUACCUUUGGGCAUCACUGCGCAUUCGUCUCCACUUGCAGAACAAUCCCCCUCAGAAGAAUCCUCUAGUGAAGACAAGCAAGCAGCACAAGAAACGGAUGCAGCGCCUGUGUCCGAUGAGACUGAGGCAACCUCUCCCGGUUUGUUGGAAGUAACAAAGACGAGCGGAGACGCGGUGGAGCAACGUCGGGUCUCACGAUCGGCUGAUGAAUACGCGGAACGCAUGAGAACUGCGGCGGUGAUGUUGGCCCAGUUACAGCAGAGUUGUACCAAUGCAUCGACCAUCAGCUCGGCUAAAUCAAAACAAGAAACGGAACAGAUUCGUCAACGGAUUAUCAAGGAGAUGAUUGCGCUGGAGGAACAACGCAUGACCAAGAUGAAAACGGAGGGUGUCAGUAGCGGUGUCGGUGGAGGAGGAGGCGAAGGAGCUGGAGGCGACCUGAUUGAAGAUGAACAACACGUAGCAUGGGUCGUCAACAAGGAAGAUCCCAGCGCGGCCGUGUUUUCCGAGGAUUGGGAAACAAAGAAAGCCAGAAUUCGUGCAUCCUCACCAUAUGGCCAUCUCCCGAACUGGCGUUUAUUAUCAGUGAUUGUGAAAAACGGAGCCGAUCUGCGGCAAGAGCAGUUUGCUAUUCAGCUGAUACGUGAAAUGCAGCGGAUAUGGGAAGAUACGGGAGUGGAUGUAUGGGUGAAAUAUUUCCGUGUUCUGGUGACUUCGGAUAAUUCAGGGUUGAUUGAAACGCUGCGAAACACCAUCUCGAUCCAUUCGAUCAAGAAGGAUGCUUACACUCGGCAUUGGAAUCAAAAAGGCAUCGUGUUCACUUUACGGGAUUAUUUUGAAAGGACGUAUGGCAAUCCAGAAUCGGACGAAUUUUUGAAAGCGCAGGAUGCAUUUAUGAGAAGUCUGGCGGGAUAUUCUAUUGCUUGUUACAUAUUACAGAUCAAGGACCGGCAUAACGGUAACUUGUUAGUCGACAAUAUGGGUCACCUUAUCCACAUUGAUUUUGGAUUUAUGCUGUCGAAUUCGCCGGGAUCGGUUGGGUUUGAAAUGGCUGCGUUCAAGUUGCCUCAGGAAUACAUUGACCUUUUGGGAGGCAUCUAUGGCGAAAAAUUUGCAGAGUAUAAAGCGCUGAUGAAGGCGGCGUUUCUGGCGGUAAGGAAACACAGCGAAAACAUCCUACUACUGGUGGAAAUGAUGUGCCGCGACUCCAAGUUGCCAUGUUUCCAAAAUGGCGAUCAAACCGUCCAACAACUACGUGAUCGAUUCCAACUCCACUUAACCGAACCGCAAGCGGAAGAAUUUGUAGACAAACUGAUCAUGAGCAGCUGUUGCAAUGUAUUUACUCGACUUUACGAUACUUAUCAAUAUUAUUCACAGGGAAUCCUGUAAACACCAAUUCCAUCAUGCUUAUAUCAUCCUAUAACUCAAUACCAUUAGAUAAACCUUCUCUUUUAAUGUGUUACAAGUCGCAACCCAUUUAUCAUUGUCGACUUGAGUAAAUAAAUUAUAAAAAAAGAC
Messenger RNA from Radiomyces spectabilis, 3429 nucleotides. RefSeq names its product kinase-like domain-containing protein. Bases 280 to 3300 code for a protein of 1006 amino acids. Gene Ontology annotation, biological process: phosphatidylinositol phosphate biosynthetic process; phosphatidylinositol-mediated signaling. The transcript is spliced from 11 exons. Gene Ontology annotation, molecular function: 1-phosphatidylinositol 4-kinase activity. The record is from RefSeq and is a predicted model, not a curated record. NCBI's taxonomy places the organism in Eukaryota, Fungi, Mucoromycota, Mucoromycetes, Mucorales, Radiomycetaceae. Gene Ontology annotation, cellular component: cytoplasm; membrane.